AUGGCACAUGAAAACUACACAAGGGUCAAUGAGUUCAUUUUCACAGGUUUGAAUUACAACCCCCGGUUACAGAUCUUACUUUUCCUGCUCUUUCUGAGUUUCCACGUCAUCAACCUAACUGGAAACUUGAGUAUGAUUAUUCUGAUACGGAUCAGUUCCCGCCUACACAUGCCCAUGUACUUUUUUCUCAGCCACUUGUCUUUUGUGGACAUCUGCUUCUCCUCAGUUGUGAGCCCCAAGAUGCUCACUGACUUUUUUGUGAAGAGGAAAGCCAUCUCUUUCCUGGGCUGUGCUUUGCAGCAGUGGUUCUUUGGGUUCUUUGUGGCAGCAGAGUGUUUCCUCUUGGCAUCCAUGGCCUAUGACCACUAUGUAGCCAUCUGCAACCCAUUAUUGUAUUCAGUCGCGAUGUCUCAGAGACUCUGUAUCCAGCUGGUGAUUGGUCCCUAUGUCAGUGGGUUCAUGAACACCAUGACUCAUACAACAAAUGCAUUUCAUCUCCCUUUUUGUGGCUCCAAUGUCUUUAAUCAUUUCUUCUGUGACAUGUCCCUGCUGCUUUCCCUUGUAUGUGCUGACACUAGGCUCAAUAAAUUGGUAGUUUUCAUCAUGGCUGGAGCUGUGGAAGUCUUCAGUGGUCUGACUAUCCUGGUCUCCUACAUUUACAUCCUCAUUACCAUACUGAAGAUCCACUCUGCUGAAGGGAGGCAUAAAGCCUUUUCUACCUGCUCAUCUCAUCUGACAGCUGUUUCCAUCCUGUAUGGUACUCUUUUCUUUAUUUAUGUACGGCCUAGUGCAAGUUUCUCCCUGGAUCUCAAUAAAGUGGUGUCUGUGUUUUAUACAGCAGUGAUCCCCAUGUUGAACCCACUUAUCUACUGCUUGAGGAACAAGGAAGUCAAAGAUGCCAUAUACAGGGUGUACAGGACUGUUGCUAAGAGGAUGUUUUGUAGGACCUAA
Messenger RNA from Equus caballus (horse), 951 nucleotides. The record is from RefSeq and is a predicted model, not a curated record. Lineage: Eukaryota; Metazoa; Chordata; Mammalia; Perissodactyla; Equidae.